UAAUAGACGAAACUGUAGAUACCGAGAGACUCGAGAGACGUAAGUUAAACUUGGAGAAGAGACGAAAUUGUAGUUGACCCUUUAACCAUUUAUUUCUUAUAAACCGAAUCAGUCCUUCGGCGAUUUUGAUAAUUCCCCCAUCUCCCUAGAUCUCCUACAUUUCGGAGAUGGCGGAUGCGCAAUCCAGAUACGUUAAGCUGACAAAAGAUCAGGCGCCUUUAGAGGAUAUCCAACCUGGUGAACUUAAUCAGCCCAUUGAUGUUCCUCAGUUGCAUGUCCGAAAGUGCAAUGAAUGUGGACAGCCUUUACCUGAAAACUUUGAACCUCCUGCUGUUGAACCUUGGACAACUGGAAUUUUUGGCUGUGCUGAAGAUACAGAAAGUUGCUGGACAGGACUAUUUUGUCCAUGUGUUCUAUUUGGGCGUAAUAUUGAGAGCUUGAGAGAUGAUACGCCUUGGACUACACCAUGCAUUUGUCAUGCUAUUUGUGUUGAAGGUGGCGUUGCAUUGGCAGUUGCAACAGCUUUUGUCCAUGGUAUUGAGCCGAAGACAACAUUUCUCAUUUACGAGGGUUUGUUGUUUGCUUGGUGGAUGUGUGGAAUAUAUACUGGCCUUUCUCGGCAAUCCUUACAGAAAAAGUAUCAUCUCAAGAAUUCACCCUGUGAUCCUUGCAUGGUGCAUUGCUGCAUGCACUGGUGUGCUUUAUGCCAGGAGCAUAGAGAGAUGAAGGGACGGCUAUCAGAUGACUUUGUCAUGCCAAUGACUGUUGUCAACCCUCCUCCUGUUCAAGAGAUGACGGCCAAUAAUGAAAACCAGGAUUCCACACCACCACCCUCUGGGACUAGCACAAACUUGGAGAUGCAAGCUCUCUAAGUUCCGGCAUUCUUAGUAAAAAAUGGCGCAUAUUGUUGAAUGAUUUUUGUGUUGGAGGGAUUUUAUUUAAAUAUUCAUGCCUUGUUUCUCUGUAGAAUUGGUUAGUCUUCACAAAGAACUUUUCCAUACUCUUCUUAUGGUACAUCUAUUGAUACUGAGAGAUAAUUCUCUAAUCAGCGAGGCUUUUGAUUUGCUAUAUAUAUAUAUACACAGAUACCGUUACUUCGUUUUUAA
Gossypium raimondii (Peruvian cotton) is the source of this 1106-nucleotide messenger RNA. RefSeq names its product cell number regulator 6. The coding region runs from base 168 to 872 and encodes 234 amino acids. Lineage: Eukaryota; Viridiplantae; Streptophyta; Magnoliopsida; Malvales; Malvaceae. The transcript is spliced from 5 exons. The record is from RefSeq and is a predicted model, not a curated record.